AAUCCUUUAUAUCGACAUAAUUUCUGUAAAUGGCCUGGAUGUGAUACACAUUGUGAAGAUUUUAAAGCAUUUAUCAAGCAUAUUAAUCAUGAACAUAUAUUAGAUGAUAAAAGUACAGCUCAAGCCAGAGUCCAGUCACAAGUUGUUAGUCAGCUGGAAAUGCAGUUAUCAAGAGAAAAAGAAUUAUUACAAGGAAUGAUGCAACAUUUACACGUACAUAUGAAUCAACCAAUCUUACCAUCAGCUCUACCUACAGCUCUACCAGUGUCUAUAACAUCUUUACCAUUACCAUCACCUUCCAUGACAUUAACUAUACCAGCAACAUCUUCAGUUCAACUAGCUCAUUCUCCAUCUAAUUCAUCAUUAAAUGUAACAACGAGUUCAUCAGGACCAAUGAGAAGACGAGUUUCAGACAAAUGCAAUCUUCCUAUAUCAGCAGAAAUCCAAAGAAAUAGAGAUUUUUAUAAACAUACAGAUGUUAGACCCCCAUUUACUUAUGCAUCUUUAAUAAGACAGUCUAUUAUUGAAUCACCACACAGACAGUUAACAUUAAAUGAAAUUUAUCAGUGGUUUCAAAAUACAUUCUCUUAUUUUAGACGGAACGAAGCUACAUGGAAGAAUGCUGUUCGGCACAACCUUAGUCUCCACAAAUGUUUUAUGCGAGUUGAGAACGUGAAAGGAGCUGUUUGGACAGUUGAUGAAAUCGAAUUUUACAGACGAAGGCCUCAGAAAUUGAGCGGGUAUGUUGUUAUACUUUCAAAC
Molecule: messenger RNA, 762 nt
Organism: Lottia gigantea (owl limpet)
Lineage: Eukaryota; Metazoa; Mollusca; Gastropoda; Lottiidae
Exons: 7
Biological process (GO): regulation of transcription by RNA polymerase II
Cellular component (GO): nucleus
Molecular function (GO): RNA polymerase II cis-regulatory region sequence-specific DNA binding; DNA-binding transcription factor activity, RNA polymerase II-specific
Source: RefSeq, a predicted model, not a curated record